Messenger RNA from Fonticula alba, 1928 nucleotides. RefSeq lists its product as hypothetical. Bases 51 to 1928 code for a protein of 625 amino acids. The transcript has 8 exons. The record is from RefSeq and is a predicted model, not a curated record. NCBI's taxonomy places the organism in Eukaryota, Rotosphaerida, Fonticulaceae.
GCACGCACGCACGCACGCACACAAGCCCCCUCCCCACCCCGCGCAUCGGCAUGUGGCACGCAGCACGCGAAAAUGAGAAGCGCAUCAGGCAGCGCCUGUACGAGUUGAAGAAGCGCGGCGAGCGCCGGCGCGCCUUCCUCAACAGCAUGGAUCACGACCAGACCGAGGACCUGCGCGUCGUCGGCGUGUCGGCCGCCGAGCAGCCGAGCACCGACGCCGAGGACCUUCUCCCCGGGGAGCUGAACGAGCAUGCCCACCUCCUCCAGUGGGCUGGCGACCCGUCAGUCUUCCUCGAUCGCUUCGACGCCCGCAGCUUGCUCGGCUACCUGCCGCGCGUUGCGCCGGCUCCGGCGCUCACCCGCCGCGAGGAGCGCAAGAAGGAGGCCGAAGACGACCUGCUCCAGUUUGAGCGGUACCGCCACCUGGUCGAGGCGGCCCGCCUGGACCUGAAUGAGCGCGACUUCCUCAAGAGCAUCGAGCAAUACUGGGAUCGUGUGUUCGAGUCCCGUGCCCAGGUCGGGCAAUUCUUCAAUCAACCGGCCGGCCCCGGCCACCACUCCGGCCGGCACCACCCUGCCGACCCGAUCCCGCGUCCCGAGGUCCCGAUCCUGGCCCUGCCGCCGCCCGGCCCGGGCGCCAUCGCCUCCCAGUACUCGAGCGACACCAGCCUGAUUCAGGCCCUGGACCGCCUGCCCGGACACACCCUCGACCAGCUGGCCACACUGGGCCGGCGCUUUGGCAUGCAGCAGCUCGUGCAGCACCUGUACCUGGCCUCGGUGGAGGCGGCCCGCGGCCAGGCCAACCGCAACAGCACCGAGCGCCUCAUCCAGCAGGCGGCCCGCGGCCAGGCCCAAGCCCAGGCCCAGGCCGAGGCCGGCUCCGGGACCCUUUCACACCGAGCCCUCAAGUACCAGAGCAAGCGUCUCCGGCGCUUGCUCCGGAAGAAGCUCCAGUACCAGGCCCGCGGCAUCGAGGCCAGCACCGACGGCCCGGCCUUCAGCCCCCUUUGGAACUGGCUCGAGCGCAAUGCCCCCCCGGCCGCGCACGAUGACCCCGGCGACUCGGACUCCGACUCGGAUGACGACAGCGACAGCGACAGUGACCAUGACCAGGCCAGGCCCGGUCGCGGUGGCUAUGACCAGGCCAGGACCGGUCGCGGUGGCUAUGACCGGGACCGGGACCGGGACCGGGACCGGGACCGGGACCGGGACCGGGACCGGGACCGGGGCCCGGGCCGCUCCGCCCAGGACUCCCGCGCCGCGCUCUCGCACCUGCCCGUCUCGCCGGCACUGGCCCCGGCACGUUCAUUCCCCUCGCCGGCGCUGGCCCCGGCGCCCGAGGAGCCCCCCAGCAAGCCCCUCUCCCGGGCGGAAAUGCUCAAGCAGCGCAUGCAGCAGGCCCUCAACAAGAACAUCAUCGCCGACCAGCAAAAAGAGGCCGCCAAGCAGCACUCGCGCGAGAUGGCCUCCCUGGUCGAAAGCCAACUGACGUCGGGCUUUGCCCGGCCGCCGCCCGCGACCGACCCCUUCGGCCGGGAUCACUCGCUGGCCAUCAGCUCCUACGGCAAUGGCGGCCCGUCGGUGGCUGCCACCGGCCGGCGCGCGUCCGACAUCCGGGCCCCGGAGCCGCGCGCGCACCACCAGAGCCUCCACCAUGAGCGUGAUCGACACGGCCGUGGUCGGGACCGCCGCAGCCGCACCCGGAGCCGCAGCCGCAGCCGCGACCGGCGUCGCAGCCGGAGCCGGAGCCGGAGCCGGAGCCGCGACGGUCGCCGCUAUCGCAGCCGCAGCCGGAGCCGCAGCCGCGAUCGCCAUCGCCGCCGCAGCCGCAGCCCCGAACGCGACUGGCGUUCCCGACGUGAUGACGACCGAUACUACUCCCGAGGCCGGCGCCCCCGCAGCCGCAGUCGCAGCCGCGACCGGCGAUAA